AUGAAGGGUGUGAUUAGGUUUGGAAAAAAGGGCAAGCUUAGCCCUAGGUUCAUUGGACCUUUUGAGAUAUUGAGCCGAGAGGGAGAGGUGUCCUAUAAGUUGGCCUUGCCACCCAGUUUGUCGGCAGUUCAUCCUGUUUUCCAUGUCUCUAUGCUUUGGAAGUAUAUUACGGAUGAAUCACAUGUGCUUUCACUUGAUUUUGUGGAGUUGGGUCCAGACUUGACAUUUGAGGAGGAGCCUAUAGCUAUUUUGGAUAGGCAGGUUCGAAAGUUUAGGACCAAGGAGAUUGCUUCAGUGAAGGUGCAGCGGAAGCACCGAUCGGUGAGAGAGGCAACUUGGGAGACAGAGUCUGCCAUGCGUGCCAGAUACCCUCAGCUUUUUGAAGCUUCAGGUACUUUCUUUCACUUCAUGUUCGAGGACGAACAUGAUUUUUAG
Molecule: messenger RNA, 435 nt
Organism: Solanum pennellii
Lineage: Eukaryota; Viridiplantae; Streptophyta; Magnoliopsida; Solanales; Solanaceae
Exons: 1
Coding region: 1-435 (144 amino acids)
Source: RefSeq, a predicted model, not a curated record